Molecule: messenger RNA, 1637 nt
Organism: Saimiri boliviensis boliviensis (Bolivian squirrel monkey)
Lineage: Eukaryota; Metazoa; Chordata; Mammalia; Primates; Cebidae
Source: RefSeq, a predicted model, not a curated record
AAGACCCAGGCCUGCGGAGGGACGUGAGGCGCAGCCCCGACCCCCGGCUCAGUCGCAAACAUCUGGGCUGGGGAAAACGGAGUGACGAAAAUCCGCGAAGCUGCGCCUGCGCGCUGGACGAUUCCAGUCAGACGCGCGCAAAAGCCAGGCCCCUCCCAGACCUCCUGAGCCCGGAACCGGGAGCCUUUGGCUUAGGAGCUGGGAGAAUCGGGCCCUUCCUACACUUGGAAAUGAAGCAGGGCCUUCUAGACAGUCCCAGCACCACGAGCCCUGAAAGGUCCCAAGAGGAGAGCCCAGAAGGAGACACAGGGAGAACAGAGCAGAAGCCUAUGGUCAAAGAUGCCUUCAAAGACAUUGCCAUAUACUUCUCCAAGGAAGAAUGGGCAGAGAUGGGAGACUGGGAGAAAACUCGCUAUAGGAAUGUGAAAAGGAACUAUAAUGCACUGAUUACUAUAGGUCUCAGAGCCACUCGACCAGCUUUCAUGUGUCACCGAAGGCAGGCCAUCAAACUCCAGGUGGAUGACACUGAAGAUUCUGAUGAAGAAUGGACACCUAGGCAGCAAGUCAAACCUCCUGGGAUGGCCUUCAGAGUGGAACAGAGUAAACACCAGAAGGGAAUGCCCAAGGCAUCAUUCAGCAAUGAAUCUAGUUUGAAGAAAUUGUCAGGAACUGCAAAGGUACUGAAUACAAGUGGCUCAGAGCAGGCUCAGAGACCAGUGUCCCCUCCUGGAGAAGUGAGUACCUCUGGACAGCACUCUAGAGUAAAACCGGAACUCAGGAGGAAGGAGACUGAAGGAAAGAUGUAUAGCCUGCGAGAAAGAAUGGGUCAUGCAUACAAAGAGGUCAGCGAGCCCCAGGAUGAUGACUACCUAUAUUGUGAGAUGUGUCAGAACUUCAUUGACAGCUGUGCUGCUCAUGGGCCCCCGACAUUUGUGAAGGACAGUGCAGUGGACAAGGGGCAUCCCAACCAUGCAGCCCUCAGCCUGCUCCCUGGACUGAGAAUUGGGCCAUCAGGCAUCCCUCAGGCUGGGCUUGGAGUAUGGAAUGAUGCCUCUGAUCUGCCGCUGGAUCUUCACUUUGGACCCUAUGAGGGCCGAAUUACAGAAGAUGAAGAGGCAGCCAACAAUGGAUACUCCUGGCUGAUCACCAAAGGGAGAAACUGCUAUGAGUAUGUGGAUGGAAAUGAUAAAUCCUGGUCCAACUGGAUGAGGUAUGUGAACUGUGCCCGGGAUGAUGAGGAGCAGAACCUUGUGGCCUUCCAGUACCACAGGCAGAUCUUCUAUAGAACCUGCCGAGUCAUUAGGCCAGGCUGUGAACUGCUAGUCUGGUAUGGGGAUGAGUACGGCCAGAAACUGGGCAUCAAGUGGGGCAGCAAGUGGAAGAAAGAGCUCAUGAACCAAAGCCAGAGAUUCAUCCAUGUCCCUCAUGCUGUCUGGCCUUCUCAAGUCAGAAAUUUUGUCAUCAUGUGGAACGCAAUCAUUCCUCUCAGAACUUCCCAGGAACAUCUACAAGAAAACUACUCCAACCAGAGAAUCCCUGACAGGGGAAACAGGAAGAGAAGCAGCAAUAUUUUGAUCCAUGCAACUCUAAUGACAAAACCAAAGGUUAAAAGAUCAAAGAAAGGUCCAAAAUCUUGA